This is a messenger RNA of Betta splendens (Siamese fighting fish), 1862 nucleotides long. RefSeq names its product mitochondrial folate transporter/carrier-like. Gene Ontology annotation, molecular function: FAD transmembrane transporter activity; folic acid transmembrane transporter activity. NCBI's taxonomy places the organism in Eukaryota, Metazoa, Chordata, Actinopteri, Anabantiformes, Osphronemidae. Gene Ontology annotation, biological process: nucleotide transport; folate import into mitochondrion. The record is from RefSeq and is a predicted model, not a curated record. The coding region runs from base 411 to 1394 and encodes 327 amino acids. The transcript has 7 exons. Gene Ontology annotation, cellular component: mitochondrion.
AUUAUAAUAAGAUGCUUUUGGGGAGAUGCUUUAACAUUUAGUUGAGGAAAUAAAAUAAUAUAAUGACUUACCUAAUGACAUAAUGACCUAUCUGAUAAAGGCUUUAUUUUGAAGGGCAAGACCGGACGGUGCUUAAUCACGACGGUGUGACGUUGGUGGCAGCAAGGUCGAGCCGUGGCUGAGCUGCUGAACGGGUUGCAUGUCGUUCACAGGAGCAGUGACAGCGCAUGUUCGUAACGUGGUUCAGUACCUAACAGGCACUGAACAUGAUUCUGUCUAAAGAGUUAGGGGCGUCUGUACUUUAUAGUCCCACUUUAUAACAGUGGCAGCGAGUUAGCAUACAUAGUACGCGUUUAGCAUUAGCAGAUAAAUACAGCUAGCUACGAUAAGCUAGCUAGCUACCUGUAAACAUGAACUCCGCUCCGGAUCACGGACCUGUUCCCGUCACAGACACUGCACUGUCCAGCAAACCCGUCUCUGCUGUGUCGUUAGCUGGACACGUCCGGCAGGUCUUCAGUCACGUGAGGAUAGAAAACCUGGUCGCUGGGCUCAGUGGAGGAGCGGUGUCAACGCUGGUGCUUCACCCCCUGGACCUGGUCAAGAUCAGGUUUGCAGUAAGUGAUGGUCUGGAGAUAAGACCUAAGUACAACAGCAUCAUGCACUGCAUGAAGAGCGUUUGGCAGCAGGAGGGACUGAGAGGACUCUACCAAGGAGUGACACCCAAUGUUUGGGGAGCCGGAGCGUCAUGGGGUCUUUACUUCUUUUUUUACAAUGCCAUCAAAGGGUACACGAAGGAAGGCCGUCAGACGGACCUGAGUGCCGCUGAGCACCUGGUGUCUGCAGCUGAAGCAGGCAUCCUAACACUGACCCUCACCAACCCAAUCUGGGUGACCAAGACCCGCCUGGUGCUGCAGUACAAGUCAGACUCAAACAGCAAACAGUACAAGGGAAUGGUGGAUGCUCUGGUCAAGAUCUACCGUCACGAGGGAGUGCCUGGCCUAUACAAGGGCUAUGUUCCCGGCCUGUUUGGUACAUCCCAUGGAGCUCUGCAGUUUAUGGCCUAUGAAGAGUUCAAGAAAGAAUACAACAAAUACAAGAAAGUGCCUUCAGAUGCAAAGCUGAAUGCACUGGAAUACAUCACAAUGGCGGCGUUAUCCAAAAUAUUUGCUGUGGCCACAACAUACCCGUAUCAGGUGGUGCGAGCUCGCUUGCAAGACCAGCACAAUAGAUAUGAUGGAGUUAUUGAUGUCAUGAGACGGACAUGGAGGAAUGAAGGUGUCACUGGUUUCUACAAAGGGAUCAUCCCCAAUGUGAUCCGCGUCACUCCAGCUUGCUGCAUCACCUUUGUAGUUUAUGAAAACGUGUCUAGCUUCCUGCUGCAGCAAAAUGAGUGAAGCUGAGGAGACUCUGAGGUCACACGGAGACUGUGGCUCCACAUCAAGAUACAGGAAAUACAGAGAGCAAAGACUGGAACUGAACUCCCUCCUCCCUGUGAACGUCCUGAUGUGAGAAGUCUUCAGUCGAACAGAAAACUGAGCCAAGAAUCAUUUUGUGGACUUUCUGUGAGAUGUAAUGGAUAGACUCGCUAUGGGGAUGAAGCUUGUAAGUCUGUUUAAGGCUUGUAUGAUGGGAGAUGAAUCAUGAAAAUGUUUCAUCCUACUGGAAUUAUGUUUACGUUUUAUGUUUCCUUGGCAGCAGAAAGCUAAAAUGGGACAAUACAUAUACAAUAUGUAACAUCAGUUUCUUUCUCUUAAGUUAUUUUUGUGAAGAUCUUUUAGUCUGAAAUCACUUCUUAAUAAUUUUUUACAACAAAUUGUAACCGCUCUGUAAAAUUUUGUUAUUAAAGUCGAUAUUUGGUGAGA